Vigna umbellata (rice bean) is the source of this 1478-nucleotide messenger RNA. RefSeq names its product UDP-galactose/UDP-glucose transporter 7-like. Lineage: Eukaryota; Viridiplantae; Streptophyta; Magnoliopsida; Fabales; Fabaceae. The record is from RefSeq and is a predicted model, not a curated record.
UGAGAGUGAAAGCUAUGGCGGCAAUCGAAAUGAGAUGGCGAAGUUUGGUGCAUGCCAUCUUCGAAGAAUCGACUCGAGAAUGAAACGCCACACUGCGCCAGCUGUGUCACUCUUCUCUUCCUUUGUCCCUUUCUUUUCUUUUUACUAUUCUCAUUCCUUUAUCCUUUCGCUUUUUCCAACUAAAUUUCUCCCUUCUCAUUAAUUAUUUCAUCUACACGCCUAAUUCUAUAUUAAAUUAUCAAUUUUUUUUCUUAAUCUUUGACUUAUUGGAUCUCGUUCUCGCCAUUAAUCACUCAUGGAGAUCCGCGCCGAUGCAGAAACCAGCUCCUUCUCAAGUUUGUUCGCGGCUGUGGCAUAUGGGUUUGCCUCCAUGGCCAUGGUUUUUAUCAACAAGGCUGUUCUUAUGCAGUAUGCAUAUUCAAUGACUCUUCUCACUUUGCAGCAAUUGGCUACUUCUUUGCUUAUUCAUGUUGGUAGACGUGCGGGAUUCACAAAGGCGAGAGGACUGGAAAUGACAACGGCCAAGCGACUUCUCCCGCUUUCAAUUUUCUAUAAUGCCAAUGUUGCUUUUGCUUUGGCCAGUUUGAAAGGAGUCAAUAUCCCAAUGUAUAUUGCGAUCAAGAGGCUUACGCCACUUGCUGUACUUAUUGCUGGGUACUUCUCGGGAAAGGGGAGACCUACAUCUCAGGUGGCUCUUUCAGUUAUAUUGAUUGCUGCUGGAGUUCUCAUUGCUGCCCUCGGAGAUUUUUCCUUUGACCUUUUUGGGUAUAGCAUGGCUUUUGUUUCCGUUUUUUUCCAGACCAUGUACCUUGUGCUGGUGGAAAGAUCUGGUGCUGAGGAUGGACUUUCAUCCUUGGAAAUCAUGUUCUAUAACAGUUUUUUAUCUCUUCCAUUUUUGAUGUUUCUCAUCAUAGCCACUGGGGAAUUCCCAAAGUCUUUAUCUUUAUUAUUUGCACAGAGUUAUUCUUUUUCAUUUUUGAUGGUUCUUAUUCUUUCAUUGGUGAUGGGCAUUGUUCUCAACUUCACGAUGUUCUUGUGUACAAUUGUUAAUUCAGCCUUAACUACAACUAUUGUUGGCGUUCUCAAAGGGGUUGUUUCCACGACCCUUGGUUUCUUCUUACUGGGUGGUGUUCAAGUCCAUGCUUUGAAUGUGUCUGGAUUGGUUAUCAAUACAGCUGGCGGUGUGUGGUAUUCAUUUGCCAAAUAUCAGCAGAAAAGAAGUAAGUCGACGAAGCUUGUACCUGAUGAGGAAGCUCAUCGUAAAUAGAACUGGUAUUGAUAAGUUGCGGUGCAAACUAACAGUUACAUAAACUGUCUCUUUACUUUUAUUUACUUGAUUGUAAGAACUGAUAGUUUAGUUAUUUUUUGCGUAUAAUUUUACAGUAAUUGCAGUCUCAUGUAGUCUGAGCUUAAGAUGUAGUAAUACUGACACAUGGUAUUCGGAAUUGCGUAAAAUAAUUGUACUUUUAUUAUUCAAA